Molecule: messenger RNA, 637 nt
Organism: Arachis stenosperma
Lineage: Eukaryota; Viridiplantae; Streptophyta; Magnoliopsida; Fabales; Fabaceae
Exons: 3
Coding region: 164-601 (145 amino acids)
Source: RefSeq, a predicted model, not a curated record
AAUCUAUAGAGAAUGGAAGAAAAUUCUCAACAUAAUUCAAAGCAAACUAAGCACGAAGAUACAAAACUAGUUGAGUGUUUGGUGGAACUUGCAACUACUUCUUGAAAGUGUGACAAUGACACGUUCAAAUCUGAUUAUGAAAAACAUUUGAAAAAAAUGCUUCAUGAAAAAGAUCCUGGAUGUGAUCUUAAGGGUGAAAUUGCUUAAGAGACCAUAUUUUGCAAUAGUUGAGAUGAUGAGCACGGCUGGGAGUGGAUUUAAUUGGAACGACAAAGAUAAAAUGAUGGUAGUGAAACGACAAAUUUUCAAUGAAUGGAAAAGUUCACAUCCUAAUGCUAAUGGUUUCUACAAUAAACCAUUUUCACAUUUUGAAGAGUUGAGAAUAAUAUUUGGUAGAGAUAAGGCUCAAGAAGGCAAUGCAGAAAAUGUAACUCAAGCAGUUGCUACUAUAGAGGCUAAGCACGAAGCAAACUUGAAUAAUCGGCAAGUGAAUGAAAACACCCAAGCAAAUUUGGAAGAGACUGAAAUUGAAUAUGAAGCUAAUUCUCAAGUACGUAAGCAAUUGACUCUAGUUCAUGUAGAUAAAUUCACUUAUUGUUGACCCUAUUAUUGUGUACUUCCUUAAAUUUUGGAGUGA